This is a messenger RNA of Lates calcarifer (barramundi perch), 11452 nucleotides long. RefSeq names its product mucin-2. The record is from RefSeq and is a predicted model, not a curated record. The transcript has 2 exons. The coding region runs from base 33 to 9875 and encodes 3280 amino acids. NCBI's taxonomy places the organism in Eukaryota, Metazoa, Chordata, Actinopteri, Centropomidae.
AUGAAACAACAGAGAGAGGAUCAACACAAAUUAUGGCUGUAACCACACCAUCAACAGUGACAGAAUCAGUUACAUCAACACAAACUACAACAUCCAUGGUUUCACCAUCACAAAGACCAACACAAAUCACAGUUGUAGCCACUCAAUCAACAACUCCAGGACAAGCUACAACAUCUGCAACAAGGCAAUCAACACAAGAAAUCUCCAGUACUCAUGUUACUACACCAAAUAUUGCAGCGUCUCCACAAACUCCCAUGUCCACAACAACAGCAUCCACAGCAAUGUCAACUCCAUCCAUGACAACUACAACAGAGACAACUACAAUAGCAGUACUAUCAACACCAUCUGCAGAAACAGGAGUAACAACAACAAACUCUGUAGUACCAACAACAGAUCAACAAAAUGAAGCAAUGUCUGUCACAACACCAUCACAAACAAUUUCAACACAAACUACAUCAUCUGUAACAACACUGCCACAAACUAUAGCUGAUGAAACAACAGAGAGAGGAUCAACACAAAUUACAGUUGUAACCACACCAUCAACAGUGACAGAAUCAGUUACAUCACAAACAUCAACAACGGUAUCAUUAACUGCAGUGCCAACCACAGCUACAAAACAAAGUGCAGGAUCAACAACAAUUCACAGCACAACACCAACACAAAGUGGAUCAUUGACUACGUCAGCACAAACUACAUCAUCUGUGGCAACAGCAUUCACUACACAAACUGUAUCCACAACUGCAACUAUACAAUCUAUUCCACCCACAAUAGAAACAUCAAUAUCAACACAAAAUACAACAUCCAUGGUUUCACCAUCACAAAGACCAACACAAAUCACAGUUGUAGCCACUCAAUCAACAACUCCAGGACAAGCUACAACAUCUGCAACAAGGCAAUCAACACAAGAAAUCUCCAGUACUCAUGUUACUACACCAAAUAUUGCAACAUCUCCACAAACUCCCAUGUCCACAACAACAGCAUCCACAGCAAUGUCAACUCCAUCCAUGACAACUACAACAGAGACAACUACAAUAGCAGUACAAUCAACACCAUCUGCAGAAACAGGAGUAACAACAACAAACUCUGUAGUACCAACAACAAAUCAACAAAAUGAAGCAAUGUCUGUCACAACACCAUCACAAACAAUUUCAACACAAACUACAACAUCCAUGGUUUCACCAUCACAAAGACCAACACAAAUCACAGUUGGAACCACACAAUCAACAACUCCAGGACAAGCUACAACAUCUGCAACAAGGCAAUCAACACAAGAAAUCUCCAGUACUCAUGUUACUACACCAAAUAUUGCAGCGUCUCCACAAACUCCCAUGUCCACAACAACAGCAUCCACAGCAAUGUCAACUCCAUCCAUGACAACUACAACAGAGACAAUUACAAUAGCAGCACUAUCAACACCAUCUGCAGAAACAGGAGUAACAACAACAAACUCUGUAGUCCCAACAACAAAUCAACAAAAUGAAGCAACAUCUGUCACAACACCAUCACAAAUCACUUCAACACAAACUACAUCAUCUGUAACAACAGUACCACAAACUACAGCUGAUGAAACAACAGAGAGAGGAUCAACACAGAUUAUGGCUGUAACCACACCAUCAACAGUGACAGAAUCAAUUACAUCAACACAAAAUACAACAUCCAUGGUUUCACCAUCACAAAGACCAACACAAAUCACAGUUGGAACCACACAAUCAACAACUCCAGGACAAGCUACAUCUGCAACAAGGCAAUCAACACAAGAAAUCUCCAGUACUCAUGUUACUACACCAAAUAUUGCAGCGUCUCCACAAACUCCCAUGUCCACAACAACAGCAUCCACAGCAAUGUCAACUCCAUCCAUGACAACUACAACAGAGACAACUACAAUAGCAGCACUAUCAACACCAUCUGCAGAAACAGGAGUAACAACAACAAACUCUGUAGUACCAACAACAGAUCAACAAAAUGAAGCAAUGUCUGUCACAACACCAUCACAAAUCACUUCAACACAAACUACAUCAUCUGUAACAACACUGCCACAAACUAUAGCUGAUGAAACAACAGAGAGAGGAUCAACACAAAUUACAGUUGUAACCACACCAUCAACAAUGACAGAAUCAGUUACAUCACAAACAUCAACAACGGUAUCAUUAACUGCAGUGCCAACCACAGCUACAAAACAAAGUGCAGGAUCAACAACAAUUCACAGCACAACACCAACACAAAGUGGAUCAUUGACUACGUCAGCACAAACUACAUCAUCUGUGGCAACAGCAUUCACUACACAAACUGUAUCCACAACUGCAACUAUACAAUCUAUUCCACCCACAAUAGAAACAUCAAUAUCAACACAAAAUACAACAUCCAUGGUUUCACCAUCACAAAGACCAACACAAAUCACAGUUGUAGCCACUCAAUCAACAACUCCAGGACAAGCUACAACAUCUGCAACAAGGCAAUCAACACAAGAAAUCUCCAGUACUCAUGUUACUACACCAAAUAUUGCAACAUCUCCACAAACUCCCAUGUCCACAACAACAGCAUCCACAGCAAUGUCAACUCCAUCCAUGACAACUACAACAGAGACAACUACAAUAGCAGUACAAUCAACACCAUCUGCAGAAACAGGAGUAACAACAACAAACUCUGUAGUACCAACAACAAAUCAACAAAAUGAAGCAAUGUCUGUCACAACACCAUCACAAACAAUUUCAACACAAACUACAACAUCCAUGGUUUCACCAUCACAAAGACCAACACAAAUCACAGUUGGAACCACACAAUCAACAACUCCAGGACAAGCUACAACAUCUGCAACAAGGCAAUCAACACAAGAAAUCUCCAGUACUCAUGUUACUACACCAAAUAUUGCAGCGUCUCCACAAACUCCCAUGUCCACAACAACAGCAUCCACAGCAAUGUCAACUCCAUCCAUGACAACUACAACAGAGACAAUUACAAUAGCAGCACUAUCAACACCAUCUGCAGAAACAGGAGUAACAACAACAAACUCUGUAGUCCCAACAACAAAUCAACAAAAUGAAGCAACAUCUGUCACAACACCAUCACAAAUCACUUCAACACAAACUACAUCAUCUGUAACAACAGUACCACAAACUACAGCUGAUGAAACAACAGAGAGAGGAUCAACACAGAUUAUGGCUGUAACCACACCAUCAACAGUGACAGAAUCAAUUACAUCAACACAAAAUACAACAUCCAUGGUUUCACCAUCACAAAGACCAACACAAAUCACAGUUGGAACCACACAAUCAACAACUCCAGGACAAGCUACAUCUGCAACAAGGCAAUCAACACAAGAAAUCUCCAGUACUCAUGUUACUACACCAAAUAUUGCAGCGUCUCCACAAACUCCCAUGUCCACAACAACAGCAUCCACAGCAAUGUCAACUCCAUCCAUGACAACUACAACAGAGACAACUACAAUAGCAGUACUAUCAACACCAUCUGCAGAAACAGGAGUAACAACAACAAACUCUGUAGUACCAACAACAGAUCAACAAAAUGAAGCAAUGUCUGUCACAACACCAUCACAAACAAUUUCAACACAAACUACAUCAUCUGUAACAACACUGCCACAAACUAUAGCUGAUGAAACAACAGAGAGAGGAUCAACACAAAUUACAGUUGUAACCACACCAUCAACAGUGACAGAAUCAGUUACAUCACAAACAUCAACAACGGUAUCAUUAACUGCAGUGCCAACCACAGCUACAAAACAAAGUGCAGGAUCAACAACAAUUCACAGCACAACACCAACACAAAGUGGAUCAUUGACUACGUCAGCACAAACUACAUCAUCUGUGGCAACAGCAUUCACUACACAAACUGUAUCCACAACUGCAACUAUACAAUCUAUUCCACCCACAAUAGAAACAUCAAUAUCAACACAAAAUACAACAUCCAUGGUUUCACCAUCACAAAGACCAACACAAAUCACAGUUGUAGCCACUCAAUCAACAACUCCAGGACAAGCUACAACAUCUGCAACAAGGCAAUCAACACAAGAAAUCUCCAGUACUCAUGUUACUACACCAAAUAUUGCAACAUCUCCACAAACUCCCAUGUCCACAACAACAGCAUCCACAGCAAUGUCAACUCCAUCCAUGACAACUACAACAGAGACAACUACAAUAGCAGUACAAUCAACACCAUCUGCAGAAACAGGAGUAACAACAACAAACUCUGUAGUACCAACAACAAAUCAACAAAAUGAAGCAAUGUCUGUCACAACACCAUCACAAACAAUUUCAACACAAACUACAACAUCCAUGGUUUCACCAUCACAAAGACCAACACAAAUCACAGUUGGAACCACACAAUCAACAACUCCAGGACAAGCUACAACAUCUGCAACAAGGCAAUCAACACAAGAAAUCUCCAGUACUCAUGUUACUACACCAAAUAUUGCAGCGUCUCCACAAACUCCCAUGUCCACAACAACAGCAUCCACAGCAAUGUCAACUCCAUCCAUGACAACUACAACAGAGACAAUUACAAUAGCAGCACUAUCAACACCAUCUGCAGAAACAGGAGUAACAACAACAAACUCUGUAGUCCCAACAACAAAUCAACAAAAUGAAGCAACAUCUGUCACAACACCAUCACAAAUCACUUCAACACAAACUACAUCAUCUGUAACAACAGUACCACAAACUACAGCUGAUGAAACAACAGAGAGAGGAUCAACACAGAUUAUGGCUGUAACCACACCAUCAACAGUGACAGAAUCAAUUACAUCAACACAAAAUACAACAUCCAUGGUUUCACCAUCACAAAGACCAACACAAAUCACAGUUGGAACCACACAAUCAACAACUCCAGGACAAGCUACAUCUGCAACAAGGCAAUCAACACAAGAAAUCUCCAGUACUCAUGUUACUACACCAAAUAUUGCAGCGUCUCCACAAACUCCCAUGUCCACAACAACAGCAUCCACAGCAAUGUCAACUCCAUCCAUGACAACUACAACAGAGACAACUACAAUAGCAGCACUAUCAACACCAUCUGCAGAAACAGGAGUAACAACAACAAACUCUGUAGUACCAACAACAGAUCAACAAAAUGAAGCAAUGUCUGUCACAACACCAUCACAAAUCACUUCAACACAAACUACAUCAUCUGUAACAACACUGCCACAAACUAUAGCUGAUGAAACAACAGAGAGAGGAUCAACACAAAUUACAGUUGUAACCACACCAUCAACAAUGACAGAAUCAGUUACAUCACAAACAUCAACAACGGUAUCAUUAACUGCAGUGCCAACCACAGCUACAAAACAAAGUGCAGGAUCAACAACAAUUCACAGCACAACACCAACACAAAGUGGAUCAUUGACUACGUCAGCACAAACUACAUCAUCUGUGGCAACAGCAUUCACUACACAAACUGUAUCCACAACUGCAACUAUACAAUCUAUUCCACCCACAAUAGAAACAUCAAUAUCAACACAAAAUACAACAUCCAUGGUUUCACCAUCACAAAGACCAACACAAAUCACAGUUGUAGCCACUCAAUCAACAACUCCAGGACAAGCUACAACAUCUGCAACAAGGCAAUCAACACAAGAAAUCUCCAGUACUCAUGUUACUACACCAAAUAUUGCAACAUCUCCACAAACUCCCAUGUCCACAACAACAGCAUCCACAGCAAUGUCAACUCCAUCCAUGACAACUACAACAGAGACAACUACAAUAGCAGUACAAUCAACACCAUCUGCAGAAACAGGAGUAACAACAACAAACUCUGUAGUACCAACAACAAAUCAACAAAAUGAAGCAAUGUCUGUCACAACACCAUCACAAACAAUUUCAACACAAACUACAACAUCCAUGGUUUCACCAUCACAAAGACCAACACAAAUCACAGUUGGAACCACACAAUCAACAACUCCAGGACAAGCUACAACAUCUGCAACAAGGCAAUCAACACAAGAAAUCUCCAGUACUCAUGUUACUACACCAAAUAUUGCAGCGUCUCCACAAACUCCCAUGUCCACAACAACAGCAUCCACAGCAAUGUCAACUCCAUCCAUGACAACUACAACAGAGACAAUUACAAUAGCAGCACUAUCAACACCAUCUGCAGAAACAGGAGUAACAACAACAAACUCUGUAGUCCCAACAACAAAUCAACAAAAUGAAGCAACAUCUGUCACAACACCAUCACAAAUCACUUCAACACAAACUACAUCAUCUGUAACAACAGUACCACAAACUACAGCUGAUGAAACAACAGAGAGAGGAUCAACACAGAUUAUGGCUGUAACCACACCAUCAACAGUGACAGAAUCAAUUACAUCAACACAAAAUACAACAUCCAUGGUUUCACCAUCACAAAGACCAACACAAAUCACAGUUGGAACCACACAAUCAACAACUCCAGGACAAGCUACAUCUGCAACAAGGCAAUCAACACAAGAAAUCUCCAGUACUCAUGUUACUACACCAAAUAUUGCAGCGUCUCCACAAACUCCCAUGUCCACAACAACAGCAUCCACAGCAAUGUCAACUCCAUCCAUGACAACUACAACAGAGACAACUACAAUAUCAGUACAAUCAACACCAUCUGCAGAAACAGGAGUAACAACAACAAACUCUGUAGUACCAACAACAGAUCAACAAAAUGAAGCAAUGUCUGUCACAACACCAUCACAAAUCACUUCAACACAAACUACAUCAUCUGUAACAACACUGCCACAAACUAUAGCUGAUGAAACAACAGAGAGAGGAUCAACACAAAUUACAGUUGUAACCACACCAUCAACAGUGACAGAAUCAGUUACAUCACAAACAUCAACAACGGUAUCAUUAACUGCAGUGCCAACCACAGCUACAAAACAAAGUGCAGGAUCAACAACAAUUCACAGCACAACACCAACACAAAGUGGAUCAUUGACUACGUCAGCACAAACUACAUCAUCUGUGGCAACAGCAUUCACUACACAAACUGUAUCCACAACUGCAACUAUACAAUCUAUUCCACCCACAAUAGAAACAUCAAUAUCAACACAAAAUACAACAUCCAUGGUUUCACCAUCACAAAGACCAACACAAAUCACAGUUGUAGCCACUCAAUCAACAACUCCAGGACAAGCUACAACAUCUGCAACAAGGCAAUCAACACAAGAAAUCUCCAGUACUCAUGUUACUACACCAAAUAUUGCAACAUCUCCACAAACUCCCAUGUCCACAACAACAGCAUCCACAGCAAUGUCAACUCCAUCCAUGACAACUACAACAGAGACAACUACAAUAGCAGUACUAUCAACACCAUCUGCAGAAACAGGAGUAACAACAACAAACUCUGUAGUACCAACAACAAAUCAACAAAAUGAAGCAAUGUCUGUCACAACACCAUCACAAACAAUUUCAACACAAACUACAACAUCCAUGGUUUCACCAUCACAAAGACCAACACAAAUCACAGUUGGAACCACACAAUCAACAACUCCAGGACAAGCUACAACAUCUGCAACAAGGCAAUCUACACAAGAAAUCUCCAGUACUCAUGUUACUACACCAAAUAUUGCAGCGUCUCCACAAACUCCCAUGUCCACAACAACAGCAUCCACAGCAAUGUCAACUCCAUCCAUGACAACUACAACAGAGACAACUACAAUAGCAGUACAAUCAACACCAUCUGCAGAAACAGGAGUAACAACAACAAACUCUGUAGUACCAACAACAGAUCAACAAAAUGAAGCAAUGUCUGUCACAACACCAUCACAAAUCACUUCAACACAAACUACAUCAUCUGUAACAACACUGCCACAAACUAUAGCUGAUGAAACAACAGAGAGAGGAUCAACACAGAUUAUGGCUGUAACCACACCAUCAACAGUGACAGAAUCAGUUACAUCACAAACAUCAACAACGGUAUCAUUAACUGCAGUGCCAACCACAGCUACAAAACAAAGUGCAGGAUCAACAAUUCACAGCACAACACCAACACAAAGUGGAUCAUUGACUACGUCAGCACAAACUACAUCAUCUGUGGCAACAGCAUUCACUACACAAACUGUAUCUACACCUACGCCACCACAAUCUAAUCCACCCACAUUAGAAUCAUCAAUAUCACAUGCACCAUCCAUGGUUUCAUCACUACAAACACCAGGACAAAGUACAGUUGUAACUACACAAUCAGCCCCAAGUGCAGCAUCUCCAUCAGUAGAAUCUGCCACAUCAAAAACAUCAGCAGCAUUAAGAACACAACAACCCACAGCUUUAAAUGAAAAAGCUGGUUCAACGCCAAUUCACAGCACAAUACCAACACACAGUGACUCAGUGACGACACCAGUGCAAACCCUGCCAGCUGUGGCAACAGGGUUCACAACACAAAGUAAAGGAUCUGUGGAGACGACAACACCAACACACUCUAUUCUGCCUGGAAUAACACAAAUUACAAUUCCAACAUCGUUAUCAGUAUCUCCAGAACAAAGUACAGCAUAUGAAACAACACAAUCAGUCAGUUCAUCACCACCUUCAUCAGAAUCAUUAACAACCCCCACAACUACAAAACAAACCGCUAGAUCAACAACAGUUUACAGCUCUACACCAAGAUACAGCAGAUCAGUAUCUGCAGAAACACAAGUGAUAUUUACCACACAAAAUAGAGAAUCUUCAGAAACAGUGUUCACAGCAGAAACAACAGCUAAGCUCAUCUCACGUACAACAGAAUCAACAACAGCAACACAAACUACAUCAUCCUUGGGAACACGAUUACAAAAAUCAACACAAACAACAGUUGUAACCACACAAAUAACGACUCCAGGAGAAGCUAUGGCAUCUGUAGCAACAAAAUCAAUCAGGCCACCAACACUCAGCACAGCUUCGACAGUACAACCUACAUAUGCAUCAAGAGGAAUGCAAACUACCAGAUCAAUGGCAACUGAAUCCACAGCCCUGAAACAAACCACAGCACUGAUAGCAACAGAUCAAGUCACAUCACUGACCCACAAUUUACCCUCUGCAGCGACAACAUCAGACACAACCUCGCCUGCAACAUAUCUGGCAACAUUAUUUACAGAUACCAAGCAAUCGAGAACAUCAUCCCCAAACUCAGCUGCAGUCAGCACCCCUCCACAAAGUACAGCUUCUCCCAUCACACCUAGUCAAUCAUUAAAUACCCCUUCAGGAACUAUAAAUUCAUCAGUUCUUCCCACUGCAUUCACCAGACAGCCAACUGAUAUAACAACAUUACAAACUGCACAAUCAACAGGCAUCACCUCUGGUUCACAACCACAAAGUGUCUCAUCUGUCCCCAGCAUAGCUCCACACAGCACUGCAUCUUCAAACACUACACUUGUACUAGCCAACUCAGUAAGAGAAACAACACAUUCUUCCCUUACAUCACCUCAGACUCACAAUACAAUUGUGUAUAUGACUUCAGUGCCUGUACCAACAGAUGUGACACCUACCCAAAGUACAGGAAAUACUGUUCAAGGAAAUGUGAACAACUCUUUAACAGCUACACCAAAAAACCUAACUGUCACUCCAGCACUGUCAACUGCUACCCCUGCAACAAUGCCAUCAAGCUCACCUGGACAGAGCACAGCAACAACAAAUAUUGCCACAGACUCAAGUUCUCUUCAGCCUUUAUCAUUUUCACCAGAUGCAUCUCACCUGAAUCGUGCCCAAGUCAACACAACACAGCUGCAAGUUGAUCCUACUACUUACCCCUUAUCUGGGGGAAAUACUGUUUUUUUCAAAUACAGUGCCAAAAUUGGUGCAGUGAGGCCCCUUGUCUUUGAUCACCCAACUGUGAUCCAGACUGCAUUUCUGGUUUCAAAUGCCUCCAGUGCAGAUUCUCCAGAUCAGAACAACACAAGUGAGAUCCCCACAUCACCACCAGUGUAAAUUAGACACCAAAGACUUGAAUAUCCUUAUUGUUUGUAUGACUGAUGAUCAACCCUAAGUGAGGCUCUACACACCCUAAUUCAUUAUAUAAGAGGAAUGUGAGUAAACAAUGAUGGACUACCCUCAAAUUCUUUCAAACAAGGAUGUCAAUAAAAUAAAAUAAAAUAAAAUAAAUGCUUGUGAAAUUUACAAGUCACAUGUUCCACCUAUCGAGGCUGCUUAAUCACAAAAUAAGCAGAUUUCCAGUAUGUGUAAUCACUGAUACACCUGAGGUUUUUCACACUGGAUGUUAGUUUUCUGAGUUCAGCUGUCCAUCAAUUAUGUGCAACAGACUGUUAAGCAGUCUAAAUGGUAGCUGUCAAGGAAACUGUGUACAACCACAAAUAGAUAUAUCACUCAUGCCAUGAUGUCUGAAACAACAAUUGAGGACGUAAGCUAGGUACUGAAUGAUGUCCAUGGAGCUUCCUUCUACAUGUUUGUGGUGGUUAGACCAGCUGUGCAACAUUUCUUUCUGCGUAUGUGAAUGUUUAUGUGUUUGUGCACCUUGUCCUUUUCAAAGAUAACACUUAAACUCUAUUUUUAAACAUAAUAUCUGAAAAACAAACAAACAAAAACCUAAUACAUAAAAAAUCUAAUACAUAGUUGAAACUGGAAUAAAGUUUUUAUUGUUUAAAAUUUGUGUUUUUUCUUUGGGUUUGUUUUUGCUAUGCUAAGCCUUGCCUCUGAUUUCCAUUGCCAUUUAAUCCCCAAGAUCAAUUAAGGUUUUCAUUAUUAUUCAAGAUGUUUUAUCUAACAAUGAAAAUUAGGAGAAUUAAAAAACAUGGUCAAUAGUUCUUAUCUGACAACAGUGGGGGUAUGCCUUUAGGUGUUACUUUAACAAAUCUUGUAUACAAUUUGAUCUGACUUGAGUUUUCUUCCAUGUUGAGUUGUUUAUUGACUUUGUCGUUCAUCUGUUUUGUGAUAGUUUAUCUUCCUACAUUAUCUACCUGCACAAUACAUACUUAUUUUUCCUUUCUGUUUAUCCUGUUGUUUAUUUUUUUAAUCUGCUGAUACCAAUACAUUUACUGUUUAGAGCUCUGUGAUUAGUAACACCUUGAAUAAACAAUUACUUAUGCCUAUAUGCUGUAUUAUGUUUUGUUACUACUUUUUUUUCCUCAUUUCUUUAUUUACUCCCUGUGGAGUUUGUAUCCAGGUCACGUAGAGACAUUAUUACAGCAUAGUAUUAGACUGUAUCACCUCUAAUGGGAACUGGGAAAUGCCAGUCACAGUGAAGGCUUCUUCAUUAGGACAGGCAGACACCUGGAUUUCUACCUCUCUGCAUUUUUGGUCACACUGAGAGUCAGUGGAUCAAAUGAAAAAGGGCAAAGGGUAAUUUAUGUUUCCAAACAGCCUGUAGUCAUCUGUUAUCAUCUAAUUAUACUCCCCCCAAAAAGCUACGUAUAGCUGGUAUCUGGUUAUAACAUACGUUAUUAAUGCCUUAUUACUGAAUUAUGAGUACAUGACAUGCUGCCAUAUUUCUGGGUAUGAUUUUGAUGUCCUGGGCCAGAUCAGAUGUUGACUUUGUGGGAUCCUUUAUU